UGUUUUCGCAGCUCUUGUCUCCAUUUUGUGAGAGCUGGUGAGAACGAGCCGACCGGGCGUCCCAGCGAACAGAACCCACUAAAACAACCAGAACAGGAGAGAAAAGAGACAGUCAGCAGCCGAACCGCCCCAGAACCAAGUUAUUAUCCGAAAGGAAAGCAAAUCUUAUCGUAUGUCCGCUAUCCAGAACCUCCAAACUUUUGACCCCUUUGCUGAUGCAACUAAGGGUGAUGACCGCCUCCCAGCCGGGACUGAGGACUACAUCCACAUAAGAAUCCAGCAGAGGAACGGCAGGAAGACCCUCACCACUGUCCAGGGCAUCUCGGCCGACUAUGACAAGAAGAAGCUAGUCAAGGCCUUCAAGAAGAAGUUCGCCUGCAAUGGGACAGUGAUCGAGCAUCCGGAGUAUGGUGAAGUGAUCCAACUUCAGGGAGAUCAGCGCAAGAAUAUCUGCCAGUUCCUGAUUGAGAUUGAUCUGGCCAAGGAGGAGCAGCUCAAAGUCCACGGCUUCUAGACGCGGCCGGUGGCCCCCCCUCUCUCCUGGACGGCCAUCGCGACCCCUGUAACCCUAACCCCCUCCUAUGUGCUGCUGUUGCUCUUCCUCCCUCUCCUCCCUCCUCUGCGACCCCACCAGCUCCUCUUAGCCAGCGGGCGAAUUACCUCUGAAGAACAUGGGACUCUGUACCUCCACUACCGCCCUGCGACACCAGGGGGCAGUCUUGCUCUCACAAAGACACACCGCUGCAGCUCCACACAUCAGGGAUGAGUGGUGACGACCCUCCCUCACACACUUCCUCCUUCCAUGUCCCUCUGGUUUUUCUUUUAGGUGCCACAAGGAGGCGCUGCUUCAUGUAACGUUUUUGUUUUGUACUUUAAGGUGUUUCAAUAAAACGAUGAGUCUCCAUUUGCUGGGUGGAGUGUUGUCCUGGGGGGUCGGGUCGGAGGCGUCUGAUUGACCGAAAGGUUUUAGUUUGCAGCAAAUGGUUUGGUUGUAGCUAUCCAAGCCAGUUCACUGUGAUGGAGCGGUUCUGGUGCUGACCCGCUUUCCGGUUCGAUUUUAACUAAAUGUGCUUCUGGAUGAGCUUCAUGUCCUAAAAUGCAAUAAUUUAUGCAGAAGUAUUAAAGCCAUGCUGACUGAGAUGGAAGGUUUCAAUAAAGCUUUUACAGCCGA
Molecule: messenger RNA, 1171 nt
Organism: Poecilia latipinna (sailfin molly)
Lineage: Eukaryota; Metazoa; Chordata; Actinopteri; Cyprinodontiformes; Poeciliidae
Gene: eif1
Product: eukaryotic translation initiation factor 1
Exons: 4
Coding region: 173-514 (113 amino acids)
Biological process (GO): translational initiation
Molecular function (GO): translation initiation factor activity
Source: RefSeq, a predicted model, not a curated record